UUUUAAAUUACAAUCCUAAAGUUCUGGCAACAUAUAGGCAGGGGAAAUGUCUCUUACAAGAUUAUUUUUGGGAGAAUUUAUCAAUGAAGACAUCCAUUCCUCAAAUUCUUUAUGUCGGCAAGAAGUAAACAUCAGAAUGUAUGUUAAUUCCAUAUCAAUCAGUGAAUCAAACAGAAAAUUAUGGAAUCAAGAUUACUUUACUUUGACAUUUCCCAAACCACUCCAGCCAGGUAGAGAAAAGAGAUCAAGAUCUUCAGAAUUACAAACCUCAGUUCCUAGACAUGACAAAAGAAAAUUAAAGGAAGUUGAGAAGCCAGAACAUAUAAGGAUAAGGCAUUCUUUUAAAAAAAAUUCCCAAAGGCCAUCUGUUUAUUUAACUGUCAGGAGACAGGCUCUAUUCAGAAAUCCUUAUACUCCUAAAACCCAUCCUGAAAAUGGAGAAUCUGAAAAGUCCAAAUAUGACAAAAAAGGAAGAACUUUACAAAGAAAUCCCAAAAAAAACAAAAGCCAACAUGAAACAACUCCAGAAUCCAAAACAGUAAAUGAUGAGGAAACUGAAAGAGGAAAGAAAUCAGACAAAACUCAAUCAAAAUUAUCACAUAAAAGUGAACUAUUCGAGAAACCAAAGUUUCAAUUGGAAACAAAUCCAGAAUCCAAAGAUUUUAAGACAGUCUCAAUGGAUCCAAAAAAAGAUAAGAGAGAUUCAAAGAAGUCCAAGGACACAGAUAAUGAGUUCCUAUGUGCAAAGAAGGAUUCUAAGGGCUCAAAGAACAAUUCUGAUGUCAAAUCACAGACUUGCUCAAAAAAUAGUUCAAAUAUGGAUUUCAUAUUGUAUAUAGAGGAGUCUGGUGCUGAAUCCAUGAAAUCGGAUAUAUGGUUAAAGAAUUACUCUCACAAUAAUUCAAAGAAGCCUUCAAAGAAAGACACAAAAAAGGAUGCAAAGAGCUCUGAUGCUGAAUCUGUAGAUUCAAAAUAUGCAAAGAAAAAUGCAAAAAAAGAUAAGAAAAGUACAAAGAAAGACAGCAAGAAGAAAGAUGCAAAGAAAGAUGCAGAGUCUACAGAUGCAGAAUCUGUAGACUCAAAGGAUGCAAAGAAAGAUUCAAAGAAGGCUAAGAAAGAUUCAAAGAAAAAUGACAAGAAAAAAGAUACAAAGAAAGAUGUAGUGUCUACUGAUGCUGAAUCUGAGUCUGAACUGGAGGCAAAAAAUUGGAAGAAAGGUGAAAAGCAGAUCAAGAAAGACUCAAAAAAAGAUGACAAGAAAAAGUCCACCAAGAAGGAUGCAGUGUCUACUGAUGCUGAUUCUGAAUCUGAAUGGGAUUCAAAAAAGGGUAAAAAAGAUGAAAAAAAUUAUAAGAGAAAUUCAAAGAAAGAUGACAGAAGUAAGUCUGUAAUGAAGUCUGAAGAGUCUACUGAAACUGAAUCUGAUUGGGAGUCAAAGAAGGAUAAGUAUGAUUCAAAGAAGGCUAACAAAGAUUCAAAAAAAGAUGCCAAGAAACAGGAUGCAAGGAAGAGUACAGAGUCUACUGAUGCUGAAUCUGAUGAAUCUUCCAAGAAAGACUCAAAGAAGACUAAGACAGUCAAAAGUUCAGAUGCUGAAUCUGAAGACUCCUUAUAUAAACUGGAGGCUAAAAAGAAAGGAGUUGACGAAUCAGAUGCCACAUCUACUUCAAAGAAGGAAGCACUGGAACUGAAGAAAGAAUUCAAAAUUUCAUCCAAAAAGACUACAUUCAAAGAAAAAGGGGAAAAUAUAGGUACAGGCAGAGUCCCCCCAUCAAGAGAAAGACCACCACUACCUCCUUGUGAGCCUAUACUACCAUCACCCAAGGUCAAACGUCUCUGUCAGUGCAAGAUGCCUCCUCCACCUCUAAAACCAAGAUAUGCGCCUUUGCCUGAAGCAAAGUGGAUUCAUAAGCUGCUUUAAAGAAAAAGAAAAAGAAAAAAAAAAAAAAAAAAAGAACAACUGAGCACUUGGUUUCACAGAAUGGCCUUACCACAGUAAACACUGGCUACUCCCAAAUGAUCAUUUCUACUUGUGUGGAACUGUAAUAAAUAAAAACAAGUCUUCCAUGAA
Messenger RNA from Leopardus geoffroyi (Geoffroy's cat), 2071 nucleotides. RefSeq names its product cylicin 1 (gene CYLC1). Lineage: Eukaryota; Metazoa; Chordata; Mammalia; Carnivora; Felidae. The transcript is spliced from 6 exons. Gene Ontology annotation, cellular component: acrosomal matrix; nucleus. Gene Ontology annotation, molecular function: structural constituent of cytoskeleton. The record is from RefSeq and is a predicted model, not a curated record. The coding region runs from base 47 to 1921 and encodes 624 amino acids.